Messenger RNA from Vitis vinifera (wine grape), 1265 nucleotides. Its product is annotated as 1-aminocyclopropane-1-carboxylate oxidase homolog 1-like. The record is from RefSeq and is a predicted model, not a curated record. The transcript has 4 exons. Bases 202 to 1161 code for a protein of 319 amino acids. NCBI's taxonomy places the organism in Eukaryota, Viridiplantae, Streptophyta, Magnoliopsida, Vitales, Vitaceae.
UCAACAGUUCUCACCUAUUGAAGGCGGCGCUUUAUUCACUGCUCAAUGGCCGGUACAUCGAUCUUUUAUUUGUGCUCGCCAUAACAAGAUGAGAGUGAUGGUCAGUGGUGGCUGGUUAAGUACUGCUAAUUGGAGUUGCCUGCAACUAGUGUACUGUGGAUUCAGUUAGGGGAAACCAAUUUGGUGACAUUAUAGAACAAAAUGGUAGUCACCAGCACCACAAAAUUUUCAGAGGACUACGAUCGAGCAAGUGAAUUAAAGGCCUUCGAUGAGUCUAAAGCGGGUGUCAAAGGUUUAGUUGAUGCUGGGGUCUCCAAGGUUCCCCGGAUGUUCAUUCAACCACCAGAUAACUUGAGAACUUGUAACACCCAAUUCAAUUUUCCAGUCAUAGAUCUCCAUGGCAUGGACAACGAUCCAAUUCGGCGAAAGGAGAUUGUUGAGAUGGUCAGGGAAGCAUCGGAGACGUGGUGUUUCUUCACCGUGGUGAACCAUGGGAUCCCUGUUAGCGUCUUGGAGGAGAUGAUGGAUGGCGCACGCCGGUUUUAUGAACAAGACAAUGAGGUGAAGGAGUUUUACACGCGUGAUCGGACGAGAAAGGUGGUAUAUAAUAGCAAUUUUGAUCUCUACGUAUCAAAAGCAACUAAUUGGAGGGACACCUUUUAUUGCGUUAUGGCUCCCCAUCCUCUUAACCCACAAGAGUUGCCAGCGACAUGCAGAGAUAUAUUGAUGGAGUACAAGGAGCAAGUCAUGAGAUUAGGACUUAAACUGUUGGAAUUAAUGUCUGAGGCUAUUGGGCUCAAUCCAAACCACCUAAAAGACAGGGAUUGUGCGGAAGGGCUUGCCAUUUUGUGUCACUAUUAUCCAGCAUGUCCACAACCAGAGCUAACCAUGGGCACCACAAAGCAUUCUGAUAAUAACUUCCUUACCAUACUACUACAAGACCAGAUUGGAGGCCUCCAGGUUCUUCAUCAGGAUCAGUGUGUCGAUGUUCCCCCAGAGCCUGGAGCCCUUGUAAUUAAUGUUGGUGAGCUUCUACAGCUUAUCACCAACGACAGGUUUAAGAGUGUAGAACACAGAGUACUGGCAAACCGACGAGGUCCAAGAGUCUCAGUGGCAUGCUUUUUUAGGUGUGGUUUGAUCAGUUUUUCUAUUAAAAAUUAACCAAAUUGAUAUGAUCCCAGUUAAUACUUGAAUUAAAACUGAACCUAUCUUUUAUUAAUGAAAAAAUUGAGCCAAACCGAAUUUGUUUGAUGUAUUUAGUUCGA